ACGUACAUAAAUGCACAAUAUGUAAGCUUCUCCACCUCCAUCCUCCCCGUCAUAAAUACAUGUAUCUCAUCCAUGCCAAUUUUAUUCAGUCGAAAAGUCGUCAUAAAAGACAUCUGAGAAUAUCUACCACUACAAAAAACUGCUUCUUUCUCUUCAAUCAUUGACGCAAACAUACCUAAACACUCAACAAGUUGAGCAUGUCUGUGUGACGGACAUUGUCUUCAAACGUUUAUUCUUCCAUUCCAUUGUGAAAAUCUAGAAUAAUUACCACAUUUGACUUUAGAAGGCAUAACCGGAUUAUACUAAUUACGGAAAAUGAACCUCUUAAAAUUCAGUACGUGCCAAAUUUUCCAGUUUCCAUUAAUUCUCAUUUCUCUAAUCUCUUUGUGCCAUGGAAGCAAGUUGGGUGAUGAUCUUGAAAGAGAGGGUGUCAUAAUCAAUACUACAACAACCUCUGUACCUGAAAAAGUAACAAUUCCACCAGAAAUUGAGCCGACCAAGUCCACAAUUCCAUUCUGGAGCACUUGGUAUAAGACUUAUAAGCCUUCCUAUGUAAAUCCAAAGCCUGCAGAAAGUGAUUCCACAAUCGACAAUUCCCUUAAGAAUAAAGAUAUCAACUUUGAUUUUGAUAAUAUACUCAACACCAAAUACCAGCUAAACUAUUCCUAUCUUUUUCCAAACGACAAUAAUUACAAUUUCAAGUAUAACGACGACACUGGAACCAACUAUAACUACAACUACAAAAAUUAUGACUCAACUCCGACCUAUAGCAGCACACGAGUGACGUAUUAUCCGAUAGGAUUUGUAGUUUUUUUCAUAGUCGUGCUUUGCAAGUUUGGCGCACGGCUAUGUGCAGAAGGUUCCGGGGUGCCCAGGUCAGCUGCAACGACGACGUCACCUUCGCAUCAUUAUAACCGCCAACCCACGCUAGUCACAGCAACCACAGUCAAUGGGGGCACUGUUCCAGUCUUCAUUACUGCGUCAAGUUCACGAACUAUUUUAAUUCCGUUGGGUGAAGAUAACCGAGAAGGCGACACUUCUCCCAGUGCUGAUGUCGCUAAUGCGGCGGAAACCACUUCCGGUGACAACAACAAGCCACCCGCGUACUGGGAGACUUUUCUUGACGACGAUGACGACAAACCACCGCCAUCGUACGACGACGCUGCCAAGAAGGAGGCAUUGGUGCAAAUUGUGUAAUCAAUUUUGUUACAUGACAAAUUAUUAAGGAUGGUGCGUGAGUUUUUACAUAGUCAUUUACACUUGUACAGACUAACUUUGUUAUCAAUUGUGGAUCUGAAUUUAGGCACAAGUAUGAAUUUUGUUAUAUGACAAAUAAUUAAGGAUGGCGCAUGAGUUUUUAUAUAGUCAUUUACGUAUUAAACUCUGUUAUCAAGUAUGGAUCAGAAUUUAGGCACAAGUACUCUUUUAUAUUCGCUUAUUUAAAUUAUUUUGAAUUAUAGAUAUUUAAAUGUUCCAAUAAUCUUCGGUAAAAGUAAAGUUGGCAUACUUAUGGCAUGAGUACAUAUGUAUGUAUGCAAGUCAAAAUCUCGUUAUAAAUAGGCUAACCUAGCCACGACAAAUCGUAAUGUAUUAAAGAAACAUGAAUGUAUUAA
Messenger RNA from Folsomia candida, 1613 nucleotides. RefSeq lists its product as uncharacterized. The coding region runs from base 316 to 1197 and encodes 293 amino acids. The transcript has 3 exons. NCBI's taxonomy places the organism in Eukaryota, Metazoa, Arthropoda, Collembola, Entomobryomorpha, Isotomidae. The record is from RefSeq and is a predicted model, not a curated record.